Molecule: messenger RNA, 1413 nt
Organism: Pseudonaja textilis
Lineage: Eukaryota; Metazoa; Chordata; Lepidosauria; Squamata; Elapidae
Product: vomeronasal type-2 receptor 26-like
Biological process (GO): G protein-coupled receptor signaling pathway
Cellular component (GO): plasma membrane
Molecular function (GO): G protein-coupled receptor activity
Source: RefSeq, a predicted model, not a curated record
AUGACGCCGAAUGCUUUGCUGGAUUUGCUUUCAGACGGAGAGGCCAAUGCUCCCAACUACAGGUGUGGAAGGCAAAGAAACACAGUGGUUGUGUUGGAAGAAGCUGAGACGGGCAUUUCCAUUCACAUCUCAACCAUGUUGGGCACCUACAAAAUUCCACAGCUUCACUCCUUUCUUCAAAGCUCUCAGUUUCACAAUAAUUCCAUAGAAGGGGUAUAUUUGGAUGAGAAAGGAGAUCUUACAGCUGAUUUGGACAUUGUGAGCUGGGUCAUUUUUCCCAAUACAUCUGUCAAGAGAGUGAAAUCUGGGAGAGUAGAAAAACAAACAUCUCAGAAUGUUAAAGUUAUCAUCGAGCAGAAGAGUAUCCCACAGGUGGAAAUGUUGAACAAGCCUUUGCCUCCUUCCAAAUGUGUGGAAAGUUGUUGUCCUGGAUUCAUGAAGGUAGUUCAAGAAGGGAAUCACAUCUGCUGCUAUGACUGUCAUCCUUGUGCAGAAGGAACCAUCUCCACCAUAGAAGAUGCUGAAAAAUGUACCAAAUGUCCAGCAGAACAAUAUCCAAACACCAAUCAAGUUGACUGUAUUCCUAAGACUGAAACUUUCCUAUCUUAUCAAGAAAAUCUGGGGAUCAUCCUUGCUUCCCUUGCCUUGUUCCUGUCUUUGGUAACAGGUUUUGUCUUGGGAAUUUUCAUUAAAUUCCAAGAAACUCCCAUAGUCAAAGCCAACAAUCGAGAUCUCUCCUACAUCCUUCUCAUCUCCCUCUUGCUCUCCUUCUUGUCCUCAUUCCUGUUCAUUGGCCAACCAAGGAGAGCUACUUGCCUUCUUCGACAAACUGCCUUCAGCAACAUCUUCUCAGUUGCCAUUUCUACCAUCUUGGCCAAAACAGUCAUGGUGGUGCUAGCCUUCUUGGCCACAAAACCAGGGAAUAAAGUGCAGAGAUGGCUAGGGAAGAGCCUGGCUAAUUCUAUCAUAUUUUCGUGUUCUGGUGUCCAAAUUAUCCUCUGCAGCAUCUGGUUGGGCACUUCUCCCCCAUUCUUUGAGUCAGACAUGGACUUGGAACCUGCAGAGAUUGUCCUGCAAUGUAAUGAAGGCUCUGUUGCCAUGUUCUAUGGUGCCCUUGGCUACAUGGCCUUCCUUGCUCUGGUUUGCUUCACAGUGGCUUUCCUAGCCAGAAAUCUACCUGGGGCCUUCAAUGAAGCCAAACUCAUCACCUUCAGCAUGCUGGUCUUCUGCAAUGUCUGGGUAACCUUUGUACCCACCUACCUGAGCACCAAAGGGAAAUAUAUGGUGGUUGUGCAGGUUUUCUCCAUCUUGGCCUCGAGUGCUGGACUUCUGGGCUGCAUCUUCAUACCCAAGUGUUAUAUUAUUUUUUUAAGACCAGACCUGAAUACAAAACAAUAUUUGUUUUCAAAAUAA